Messenger RNA from Striga hermonthica, 1047 nucleotides. The record is from the annotation of a GenBank genome assembly. Lineage: Eukaryota; Viridiplantae; Streptophyta; Magnoliopsida; Lamiales; Orobanchaceae.
AUGGACUUCCACCUCCACGGCAGCUCCCCCUCCUCCUCCGACGACCGGCAGCACCCCGUCAACAACACCUCUAUCCAGACCCCCAACGGCCACUCCUCCGACCCUAUGCACUCCUGGUGGGAAUCCAUCUCCAGAGCUCGCUCCCGCAUCCACCUCCUAUCCUCCCUUCUUCCUCCGCCCGCCGCCGAAGACGAAGACCCGCUGUCGUCACUCGCCGACACCGACCGCCCAGCCAGAUCCCUCCUCCUCUCCUCCGCCGUUUACGCCUCCGUCUCCGCCGCCGCCCGCAACGGGAAGCCUGUCACGAUUUGCAUCCCCGAUCUAUCCCAACCCUCUCUUUAUCACGCCCCUCGCAAUAAGGCUAAGUCUUCAAACCCUAAUUCCAACCCGGGCAAGAAUCUGGUUGGGGUUUUGUCGCCUCCCCUGGAGCCUCAGAUGGCGGUUAAGUCCACCAAACGAGCAUCCAUUGUCGGCGUUGUUCUUGAUUGCUAUUACAAGCAGAUCUCCCAGAUGCCGAGCUGGUCGAAACUUGACUUCUGUAGAUUUGCUGCAGUUUGGGCUGGGGAGGAUUGCCCUUGUACCUCAGAUUUCGACCAGAAAUCAGAGAGUGUUAUCGAGAAUGGGGAUGGAUUUGGGAAUGGAAUUUCAGAUGGGGAUGAUGAGAUUGAAAGCGUGGGGGAAAGAGUCAAGGAUUUGGUAAUCCAGGAACAUAAUUCAACAGAUGGGGGAGAAAAAGGUGCACAAAUUCCUCUGCCAUGGGAAUUACUGCAGCCGGUUUUGAGGAUUUUGGGACAUUGUUUGCUGGGGCCGUUGAAUGCUGAUGAGGUGAAGGAUGCAGCAUCCAUAGCCGUUCGCCGAAUGUAUGCUCGAGCUUCACAUGAUUUGGUUCCUCAAGCUAUUUUGGCGACUAGGAGUUUGAUCCAACUAGAUAAACGGGCGCGUGAAUCAGCCAAGGCUGUAUUCACAGAGGCUGCUACUCCUUCUGGUUCGAAUGCCAACACACCAAGUAAAGCUAAGAAACCUGAGAUCCUUUUGGUUUCCAAGUGA